AUGGUGAUACAAGAUGCUCAAAGAUUGAGGAAUUGGAAGCGUCAAGUUUCUCUAAAAGAAUACCACGAAAAAUGUCCCAACCCCCACCCGGAUGUGAUGCUCCCCAUGUUUCAAGGGCUGUGGAUGCGGCUGGGGAAGGCGAGGAUUGAAGCGGCGAGGGCGGAAGACGCAUAUCGGACCGAGGAGAUGUGGGCAUCGAUCACCUACUGCAAGCUGUACGACGCCUUGCUCGAACGCGAGGAGGCUGCACGUCAUCUAUGGGCCACCAAGGCGCCGCGUAUGGCCGACAAGCCGCCCCCGGCGUAUUUCACGCCCCUCAAAAUCCCUUUUGUCGAGGGGAAUAUGGCCAUGGAUGACGCCUACCAACGCUCCAUCGCCCAAGCCGAGGCCGCAAGCCGCGAGCAGAAGAACAUCGGCGAUUUGGAGAGGGCCCUCAAUGACUACGUUCGAGAGCGUCGGGCCCAACUGAAAGCCGAGAUGCUUCGCAUGAAGAGGGAGCUGGAGAAGGUUGAAGAAGAAAUGGAAGAGAUGGGCACUGAUGCCGAUCUUUCCCGCAUCAAGUUCGCCAGGCGAUUCUCGGCGACGUGGUUAGACUGCGCGCUGACGUUUCGUUAUGAGACACAUCGACUGGGAGAGCUGCUGCCACCGGCACCGCCGCUAAAGGAUCUCAGGCUCAUCAACUGGGCUCUUCCUCCAGCCCCGCCAAGCCCGGCAGCUGAUAUCAAGGUGGAGGAGGCCGACGACGCCGUCAGGGUCGGCCCUGAUGACAGCCAGAAGGCUGACGCUGCUCCGGGAGAAGCCGAGAAGGAGGAGCAGCGUGCUGCUGCUGGCUCGGAGGUCAAAAAGAAUCUCGGCGAGAAACAGUACGUGAGGGAGGACUCGUACAAGGAGAAGCGCUAUGGUGACGUGGUCGACGAGUUUUCCGCGUACAUUGACAAGAUAUUCACGGAGACGCGCCUCGUUAAUGAUGUGCUGAUUGGGGAAGAAAAGGAGGAGAAGCGGAUGGGACCGAUCGACACCACCAUCACGCACAACAAAGAUAUCUUGAUCCCGUCGAAUGGCCCCCCUUCAACUGUCCACAGCCCAGAAACGGAAUCGCCGAGCAUGCUACCCGCGGUCCCCUUGAUCAGGCACAACCGAGCCGAGCCAGUGCCCACUGGUGAGCGCCUUCUUGCCGGCGCUGAAAGCCAAAACUCGACGAAUGCGACCGUAUCAAGUGAGGAAUUGAUGCCGACGGUGAUUGGUGGAUGGAAUGGCACCGACAAUUCGACCAUGGAAAGGAAUAAGACGCGCCCCUACUGGAAUGGCACCGAGGAGCUGGAAUACGGGUGGGGUUUUGUGCCAGUAUUCGUUGAAGAAAAUGAGCAAUUGGUGUGUUUUCGCUUGCAGCUGGCGGGACCCGGAAAAGAGCACGAACUGGUGACGAACCCGCCCCGGGACCCGAUCGACGUUCAAUGGGAGACGCUGCCCCUCGUCAACCCGUCCAUGCUGCCGGCCCCAGCGGCCAGUGAACGAGCCCCCGACCCGUACAGCCCGGUCACCUACGGACCCUCUGGUGAGGCGGCCCCAUCGGCGAUCGUCAUCACCCCGCCCAUCGUCCACGAUACCGAGUUUGAGCAUCACCCGCCCGCUGAGCAAUACAUCCCGCCCGAUCUCUACCACCACGGCCAAUUCCCCGCCAAGCCCGACCUGGUCAGCAAGCUUUGU
Molecule: messenger RNA, 1707 nt
Organism: Mesorhabditis spiculigera
Lineage: Eukaryota; Metazoa; Nematoda; Chromadorea; Rhabditida; Rhabditidae
Source: the annotation of a GenBank genome assembly